Messenger RNA from Suillus subaureus, 1530 nucleotides. RefSeq lists its product as uncharacterized. The coding region runs from base 1 to 1530 and encodes 509 amino acids. The transcript has 2 exons. NCBI's taxonomy places the organism in Eukaryota, Fungi, Basidiomycota, Agaricomycetes, Boletales, Suillaceae. The record is from RefSeq and is a predicted model, not a curated record.
AUGACAAUCUCAAACACAAGCAAGAAUGCCCAUGUUGACCAGUCGGCACCUACCAAACCACCAUUCCUGACACCUGGAGACAUUACCCUGGAAGUACUUCAAAACUGGGAGAUGGGAUGUCGCCAAUUCAUCAAACACAAGGAAGUUGCAGCUGAGGAACAAGUGGGUAAGGUAGUGUGGGGUAUGCAGGAACCUUCCAUUCAGGAGUUGUACCUCAAUGACCAAGAGUGCAUAAAUAGGCUAACCUUUGAAGACUACAUGGCAGAAGUCCACAUAUACUGGCUCCCAUUGGACUGGGCGAACAUUACACAUCAUAAGAUGUUGUCCUUGAACCAAGGCGACAAACCAUUCAAUGAGUGGGCUGUAGAAGUACAGACACUCAACACACUCCUCCAUGGCACCACAUUGCACCUUUCAGAAACUGACCUACAUUAUCACCUUGAAGCACACAUGCAUGCAGAUCUGAAAGUCAGGCUGUUGGACAAGAAGCACCUGCACCUGCUCAACAAACAGAAUGAGGCAGUGGAAGCUGCACUCUGUGCUGAGUGCGCUUGCAAUGGAGACAAGAGGCUGACAUCAUCCUCUCAAUACAACAUGAAGGCAGGUCGUAAUACUACUAGGAAAACGGGUACAUUCAUGUGCAUACCACCCCUCACUGAUGAGGAAUGCACCUUGCUGAGGGAUAACAACAGUUGCUUUAAGUGUAGAGAACCCUUUGCAGGUCAUACAUCAGCUACUUGCAACAAAGGCUUCCCAGACAGUGUGACUUACAAAACCAUCACACUAGCAGCCAUCACUACUAAGAAGGGCAAGAAGAUGUCUCAUACCAUUGUGUUGGUAGAUACAGAGAACACAGUGGCAGUGGUAAUACUGUCUGUGGCAUUGGGAGAUGGAACAGACAGCAACAAGUGUGUCGCCCCACUAACCACUCCUCUUCUACACUGGGACUGCCUUGUGGAUGGUCCCACUGUUUCAUCUCCUAUACAUGUCUUGGUGCUUAUCGAUGAUGGUUCUGCUGCAGUUCUGAUUGAUGAGUCUCUCACACUCAAACUUGGCCUGUGUGUACACAAACUACCAAAGUCUGUACCAUUCAACAUCACACUCUCUGGAAAUAAGAAGGAAGCAUUUCUCUUGUUAGACUAUGUCAAACUUGCAUGUACUUCUCUUGAUUCUUGUUAUACUUCCUGCACUGUACAUGCCAUCAUGGCGCCAAACCUUUGUACUCCACUUCUUUUGGGUGGUCCAUUCUUACACCACAACAAAAUCACCAUUGACCAUGAGAAUCAUACUUGUUUGGUGAAAGAUAUGAACUACAACCUACUGUGCCCUGUUAUGCCUGCCAAACCUUUACUUGUCCCCUUACCACCACAAAUGCAUGAGAUGAGACUGGAUAUCAUAUGCGAACUGAAGCACAUACUUCCUGAGUAUAAAACACUGGUGGAUGACUCCUGUGAUGAGGUGAAUGGAAUCAACCUCAUCGCUGCAGUUUGUGAACAUAUCACUACAUUAGCAACUGAGGAGAGCCUUUGA